AAAAUUAAGGGGAAAAGAAAGGGACAUAAGCCACAUCAAUCUGACCAACAGCACAAGCAUCUCAAUUUGAAUCCACAAAGUUUUGGAUAAUGAAAAGAAAUACAUAAUUUUAAUUCAACCCAAGUGUUUUCCAAGCAGAUUAUAUUUGCUUAAAUUGCUACAGUAAUUCAAGGACAGCCCUGUCUGGACACACAGUUACUGUGGAUUUUUAAGAGACUCAGUUAAAGAAUUUAGGAAUAGCUGAUUCAAUUUACAGGAUUUGCAAAUUCAUCAACCCCUGAAAACUAAAGCAAACUCAACAGGACAAAAAAAGAACAUGGGCUUUCUAAGUCGAGCAUGUGUCCUUUUCUUCUUUUUUGGAGUCAAAGUAUAUUGCCAGUAUGAAAGUUAUCAAUGGGAUGAAGAUUAUGAUCAAGAACCAGAUGAUGUCUACCAACCAGAAUUUCCAUUUCAUCAAAAUGAGGACUUUCAAGUUCCUUUUCAUCAGCAUAUGUUAGGCUGUGCCACUGAAUGUUUCUGUCCACCCAAUUUUCCAUCAUCAAUGUACUGUGACAAUCGCAAACUCAAGACUAUCCCACGUGUCCCAGCACACAUACAGCAAGUCUACCUUCAAUUCAAUGAAAUUGAGGCUGUGACUACAGAUUCAUUCAUUAAUGCAACACAUCUUAAAGAAAUCAACCUCAGCCACAACAAAAUUACUUCUCAAAAGAUUGAUCUUGGUGUGUUUGCUAAGUUGCCAAAUCUACUACAACUUCACUUACAGCAUAACAAUUUAGAAGACUUUCCAUUUCCUCUCCCCAAGUCUUUGGAAAGACUUCUUCUUGGCUACAAUGAGAUCUCCAGAUUGCAGACAAACGCCAUGGAUGGGCUAGUGAACCUGACAAUGCUUGAUCUCUGUUAUAAUCAGCUUGAGGAUUCCAUGUUACAAGAAAAAAUACUUGCCAAAAUGGAAAAAUUAAUGCAGCUCAACCUAUGUAAUAACAGAUUGAAAUCAAUGCCUCCUGGUCUGCCUUCUUCACUGAUGUACCUAUCUUUAGAAAAUAAUUCAAUUUCUUCUAUACCAGAAAAUUACUUCAACGAACUUCCCAAACUUCAGGCUGUACGAAUGUCACACAACAAACUACAAGAUAUCCCAUAUAAUAUUUUUAAUCUUUCCAACCUAAUAGAGCUCAAUGUUGGACACAACAAACUGAAGCAAGCAUUUUAUAUUCCAAGAAAUUUACAACACCUAUACCUACAGAACAAUGAAAUCGAAAGUAUCAAUGUUACAGUGAUGUGUCCGUCUGUUGACCCACUGCAUUACCACCAUUUAACAUACAUUCGUUUGGACCAAAAUAAGCUAAAAGAGCCAAUAACCUCAUACAUUUCCCUCUGCUUCCCUUAUAUACACACUAUUUAUUAUGGUGAGCAAAGAAGCAGUAAUGGUCAAACAAUACAACUGAAGACCCAAGUUUUCAGAUUUCAGGAUGAUGCUGAUAGUGAAGAACAUGAGGAUCACCAAGAAGGUCCAGAACAAGAAGAAACAGAAGAAAACACUGACCAUCACUACUAUGGAAGUUAAGAAUGGCAAGAAACUAUAUAGGUAUACGGUUAUGAUUUUAUACAUUAUUAUUCAAUAUAAGUUUAACUGAACAUGGAAGGCUCACAGUAAUAUACCUAGAAUCAUGUAUUAGUAUUAGAUCAGACUGAAUUUAAGUUGUUGCUAACACUGGCAUCAUUACAUAGGAUUCAAACUUACUUAAGAGGAUACCAGUCUUUGGAAAUAUAAAUUAAAAUGACAAGUGGGAAUAAAAAACUAAACUUGAAAGCUGAAAAAAAAAAAAAAAAAGCAAGUAUGCCAUCUCUAGUAAUAGUAACUGUUCUAAGAGUGAUGAAAACAGUAGCACCAGAAGCCGAGAACUAGCAGAGGACAGGGUUGAGCUGCCUGGGCUUACAUUCAUAUAAGAGGAAGCCAUUCGCUUAGGAGUAAAUUACUUUCUUUGUCCUGACUCCCAGAAAGCUUUCACACUGUUUUUGUAUAUAUAUAUUUUUUUAUUGGAGUUCAAUUUGCCAACAUGUAGCAUAACACCCAGUGCUCAUCCCAUCAAGAUUUCACAUAAAAGUGUGAAAGCUCAAGUGACUGAGGGGGGCACUUGAGCUUUCACACUUUUAUGUGAAAUCUUAUCACCAUGACAUCCACUUUCCUGGCCUUACCACUUAGAGCAAUAGAGCAUGCUCCUGAUUUUCAAAGAGGCCAUUCUACUAAGGAUUCAAGACAUGUGGUUUCAUAAAAUCAACUGGUUUUUUCUCUCAGAGCACCAAAGCAACAAAAUUCUCCAAUCUGUAUUAGGAUAACUGAAAAACUACCAAACUGUCUCAUCACAAUCUGUAUUUUAGCAGAUUUCAGCAAUUGUCCAAAAGAAUCUGUCCUCCAUUUUAACUGGGAUAAAUGUUUUUAGAGUAAACUCACGAAAAUUUUUUGGUUGUUACAUAAAGAUUUGCUAAUAAAUAACUGCUUUGCCCAUAAGGUUAAUUUAGUACACAAUAUACCAGCAUUAUUAAAACACUUUCAUUUUCCUAGCACAGUACAGUAGAAACAUAUAUGUGCAUCAGCCAGGAUUUAUUUAAUUAGUGCUAAAGUUGAAUAGAGUUCCUUUACAAUUUGGACAAGCUUUGAUAUUUUCUUUAAAACCUUAGAAGCACCUAUUAUUUAAUCUAUCAUUUUGAAGUAUUUUAAGUAUGCCUUGUAAUGAAGAUGAUAGAAGUGCUGCGAUGAACUCUCCUGAUUUACCAGCUAACAUUUCAGUCUCUCAGAUGAAGAAUAAACACAGAUGGGCUGACCUACAAGGGGAACCCAAACAACAAAUGGUAACAAUUUGGACAACGGGCCAGGACCAGACAAGUGAAACUUUAUUUUAAGUUUUCAAGUGGUGAGUCUUUAUUUUGCUAGAGAUAAGAGUGCAAAAUGAAGCCCCUAAUGCUCUUUAUUUCUUUGAGAAGUUAUUAGCAUUUAGCAGAAACAGAACACCCACCUGUCCCCAAGAACAACCUCAACAAUUCAUAAUGAACACAAACAACACUCUAUUCAUUCAUUUAAUUAACAUUCAUCAAAGCAGCUGGUGUGUAAGGCUUAGCAAUAAGGGCAAGAAACAGAACUAUGUGCACCUGUGACAUCUCAAGAUACAAGGGUGAGGGUAGCAGAGCAAAAUGCUGGGAAGGUGGACAAAGCACACUUUCAACACAGGUUAAAAAAAAUUAAGGAACACCUCCCCCUUUAUUGAAAUUUUUAAAAAUAGGCUUAUAAAUUUAAAUAUUAUGAGCUAAUAUUGUAAAAUACUAUGAGUGUUUUAGGAGAUAAAAGAGAUACAACUAUUUCUAACCUAAAGCAAUUUAAAAUCUAAUGAGAGGCCAUCCGGGAAAUAUAAAUGAAAACCCUAAUGAGAGAUCCUCUCUCACUCACUGGGAUGGCUAGAACUUAAAAGACACAUAACAGAUGUUAUUAGCAAGGAGGCAGAGAAAGUAGAACACUCACACACUGCUGGUGGGACAUCCUAUGGUGCAGCUGUUUUGGAAAGCAGUCUGCAGUUCAAAAAAUCAGAGUCACUUACAAUGCAGCAAUUCUACUCCUAGAUACAUACUCAAGAGAACUAAACAACACACAUGUUCACACAGAAAUAUAUAAACAAAUGUUCAGAGCAGCACUAUCCAUUAAUAGCCAAAAAGUAGAAAGCGCCCAAAUGUCCAGCUGAAGAAUGGAUAAAUGUGGUCCUGUACACAAAACGAAGUAUUAUUCAGCCAAGAGAAGAAAUGAAGUACUGAUACAUCAUUCUACCACAUAGAUGAACCAUGAACACAUCAUGCAAAGUGAAAACUCAAUCACAGAAGACUACAUAUAGUAUGAUUCCAUUUCAGUGAAAUGCCCAGAACAGGCAAAUCUAUAAAGACAGAGUUUUGGUUGCCUGGGACUGCAGGGGUGGGGAAGAGAGGGAAUGUGGAAAAAUGUUCUAAAAUUGACUGUGGUGAUGGCUGUACAAAUCUAAAAAUACUAAAAAUGAUUCAUAGAUUUUUAAAGGGUGAACUGCAUGAGAUGUGAAUUGUCUCAAUAAAGCUGUUAAUAAAAAGUUUAAUGAAGAAA
This is a messenger RNA of Canis lupus familiaris (dog), 4114 nucleotides long. It is a transcript of the gene OMD, whose product is annotated as osteomodulin. NCBI's taxonomy places the organism in Eukaryota, Metazoa, Chordata, Mammalia, Carnivora, Canidae. The coding region runs from base 317 to 1561 and encodes 414 amino acids. Gene Ontology annotation, molecular function: protein binding. The transcript is spliced from 3 exons. The record is from RefSeq and is a predicted model, not a curated record.